Myotis davidii is the source of this 1827-nucleotide messenger RNA. It is a transcript of the gene UBE2D1, whose product is annotated as ubiquitin conjugating enzyme E2D 1. The coding region runs from base 16 to 453 and encodes 145 amino acids. Lineage: Eukaryota; Metazoa; Chordata; Mammalia; Chiroptera; Vespertilionidae. The record is from RefSeq and is a predicted model, not a curated record. Gene Ontology annotation, molecular function: ubiquitin conjugating enzyme activity. The transcript has 7 exons. Gene Ontology annotation, cellular component: nucleus. Gene Ontology annotation, biological process: ubiquitin-dependent protein catabolic process; protein polyubiquitination.
AAACAUAUUUAAUGAAUGCCACUGAUCAAAAUGGAAUUAAGUGAUCUACAGCGUGACCCACCCGCUCACUGCUCCGCCGGACCUGUGGGAGACGACUUGUUCCACUGGCAAGCAACUAUUAUGGGACCUCCUGAUAGCGCAUAUCAAGGCGGAGUCUUCUUUCUCACUGUACAUUUUCCAACAGACUAUCCUUUUAAACCACCAAAGAUUGCUUUCACAACAAAAAUUUAUCAUCCAAACAUAAACAGUAAUGGAAGUAUUUGUCUGGAUAUCCUGAGGUCACAAUGGUCACCAGCUCUGACUGUAUCGAAAGUUUUAUUGUCCAUAUGUUCUCUACUUUGUGAUCCUAAUCCAGAUGACCCCUUAGUACCAGAUAUUGCACAAAUCUAUAAAUCAGACAAAGAAAAAUACAACAGACACGCAAGAGAAUGGACUCAGAAAUAUGCAAUGUAAAAUAAAAAUAAAUUUCAUAUAUACCAGAGUACUGUAAAAUCUAGGUUUUUUUUCAAUAUUAGCAGUAAAUUGAGCACUGUUUACUGUUUCAUUGUAUCAUGAAAUCCUUUGAUUUUUAUCCAUUUUAAAUGUAUUUCUGAAGCAAGACUAAACAAACUUCCAAAAAUACCCUUAAGACUGUGAUGAGAGUCUUUUUGUAUGCAUUGAGAAAGACAUUUACUAUGGAUUUUAGGAUACUUGGACAUCUGCAUCUUCAGCUUACAAGACCUACAAAACAUCUGAAAAGUAACCAAAUUAUUUUUUGCUGAAAUUAGAUGUUUUUACAUGAGAAAUACUGUAUGUGUUGUCUGUGUCGUCAGUUUUAUAAAUCUAUUCAGAUUUCAUUCUUUGUUAGCUCACUUUAUAAUUUGUAUUUUUUUACUGUAUAGACUAAAUAUAUUCUAUUUACAUGUAUGUCAACUCAUUACUUCUUUCCUGUGAACAGUAUUGAAAAAAACCGAACAGCUGAUAAUUAAAUGAAUUAACUGUCUGUCUCCCUUGUCUUAGGGUUUUCUGUGUAGAUCAGUUGCAGAUUUCUUAAACCUGAAUGAUCUUUACACUGUAAUUCUCGGUAUACUGAUUAUGGAGAAACACUUGUUUUGAUUUUGUUAUACUUGACUUAACUUUGUUGCAAUGUGAAUUAAUUGCACGGCUAAGUAGGAAGAUGUGUAACCUUUAUUUGUUAUUCACAUUUGAAUUUUUUUCUGUGUAGGCAAUAUUACAAUGACACCUUUUACAGAUCUUAAUGUAGCUUUUCCAUAUAAAUAAAAUGCUUUUUCUACUACUUGUCUUGAUUACUUAAAAAGAUAAAAUAAUACUUGAUAAGUAAAGGAUCAAAACUCUAUGUUAAAUGUUGCAUGAAAAUUAAUUCCAAAUUGUAAGACUAAGGUCUGUUGAUUUGGCUAAAUUAACUACCCUUAAUUAUAUACAUUCUAUUGCUUUAGCUUUUUAUCUGUUCACUAAACUGUCAGUCUAAAGGUGAUAUAGAUUGGUCCCUUGUUAUAGAAGAGAAUUUCGAAUAAGUUAGGGUUUGUCUUGGAUCACAACUAAAACGGAUUAAUUACUGAAGUACUAAGCUGUGUGCGUAUACGAGAGGGUCACCCACACUGAAGAAAAAUCUGUAUAGACCUGGAGAAUAAUUAGGUUAAUUCAUUAAAAUUCCACUCUAGAUAUAACUGACAUUGCAUUUCUUCACAUUUUAAAAUUAUAAUUUCCAAAAUAGAAUCUUAGUGCCAUUUACUUUGAAAAAGAACAUCUUUUUCUUUUUUCUUUUUUACUAUAGAGAUUAGGGAGAACACUCUAAAAUGAUACUUCUCCUGGCUUUAUAAAUUGCCA